Molecule: messenger RNA, 2074 nt
Organism: Panonychus citri (citrus red mite)
Lineage: Eukaryota; Metazoa; Arthropoda; Arachnida; Trombidiformes; Tetranychidae
Product: SET and MYND domain-containing protein 4-like
Exons: 2
Coding region: 160-1815 (551 amino acids)
Molecular function (GO): protein binding
Source: RefSeq, a predicted model, not a curated record
AGAUCGUUUCAAUUAGACUUUUUUAUUUUCUUAUUCUUUCUCAGUUGUACAAUUUACUCAACAUUUUCUUAUUAAUUGUGUUCAUCAAAAUUUUGUUUUCUCAUUUUAAUGAACAUUUUCUGUCCGGUGUGUUGAUUGUCUUCGUGUUUGUUAAUCACAAUGAUGAAUGAAACAACUCUUAUCGACGAUUUUGAGUCUCUUCGUAUUAAAUUACAACAACGAUUUGAGCCUUCACCUUCCAUCGGUUAUCAGGUCGAUUGGUGUACUUUCCCCACUUAUGUUACUCGCUUUUUUGCCGCUCUCAAGCUUUUUCAUGGUAACAGCGAUUCUUAUGACCUACUGUUCAAGCAAAUUGACUCAAGCUCAUCAAACCGUGAGAGAGUUGAUAUUAUUUUGAAAAAUGAUGUGAUACGAAACUUGAUGAAAGCGUCGGUCGAUAAAGUGGUCGAGUAUAUUGACCAGAAUUCAACUGUGAAUCCUAAAAGUCUUGAAAAAUCGCGAGAAUUUAUGAAAUUAGGAUCUGAUCUAUUGCAGAAAAACAAAGUCAAAGAAGCUUUUGAAGCCUUUCACAAAGGUGUCUGUGUCUCUCCAUUUCCUUGUGAUGCCAAAGAUGACGACAAAAAUGGUCCACUUUCAUCAAAUUUGGCUCUUUGCCUGGUGAAGCGAAGUCGUUGUUACCGAUCAAUAAAAAAGUAUCCCGAGAGUUGGUGUGAUCUUAAAGACGCGAUUGCCAAUAUGCACGAUCCCCGUUUAAGUGAACAAUUGAUUAAAUCGAAAAGAGAAUUGCUGAUUGAAAUAACCUCUGAUGGAUCAUCUGAACCUGAAGACAAUAAAGAAUUAGCUGAUUUAGAUUUCUCUCCAAUGGAUGUUUGGAUUAAACCAGAGAAUCGCAAUCUACAUUCAGCUAGUGAAAGCUUGGAGAUCGCUUGGUCGGCAGAAAAAGGAAGACACAUUAUCGCCAGUCGACCGAUCAGUUCAAGUACCAACAUAAUCGCCGAAAAACCUUACUCAUCGUGGCUUCAACCUGCGAAUUAUUCUUCCUACUGUUUCCAGUGCUUGAGACCUUUAGAUAAUCGGUGUUUCCCUUGUCGUCAAUGUACUUUAGUCUCUUAUUGUUCGUCUGAAUGUUCACAGAUCAGUUGGAAUACGUACCAUUCCAUUGAAUGCAAAUACAUGCCGAUUCUUAAAUAUCUUUCAAUGGGACAUUUAGCCUUGCGAACUCUUCUAACCGCUGGAAUCGAUACUGCCCUCGAAAUACACUCUAAACCAAUUCCACCGAUGCAAUCGCAGAAAAGGUUGACCAACACCUUCAAGGACAUUCACACGCUCAUGGAUUCGAUUGAAUUCUUGGACGUAGUAAAGAAAACCUCAUUUGCGACCUGUGCCGUUUACAUGGCAUUGUUAACCAGAUCAAUGGGCUUGAUUAGCGAGGAUAAAGUGGACACGAUGGCCGAUCUUUUCCUCAGAACAAUAAAUCAAAUUGUACUCAAUGGAUUCGCAAUCUAUGAUGAUCGAGCUGAAGAUGUCGAACCCGCUUUCAGUUUCAGUUACUUGUGUACCGCAGGGGGUAAAAAGAUCGGUAUUGGCCUUUACGCGACCACAUCGCUUUUAAGUCAUUCAUGUGAUGCAAAUAACGAUCGUAUCUUCAUCGGCUCUAAAUUGGUGAUCACCACCCGAAAGACCAUUCAGAAAGGCAAAGAAGUGACCAUUUGUUAUGGACCAUCAAAAAUUGAACCUUUCAAGAGUCGACAAGAAAAUAUCAAGGAAAAUUAUUACUUUGAAUGUCAAUGUGAUUAUUGUAAAACCAAGAAAUGAUCAACUAAUCAUCUCAAUCUCUCCAUUAAUUUUAACCACAACAAUCAACCAAAUGCCUUUUACAUCAAGUUCACUUGAUAAAUUACCAGAAAUAUGUUGAGAAAACUAAUUGUUUUUAAGAAGCUAAUCAUAUUAUCCCUGAUUAAUUUUAAUCAAAGUUAACCGAAAAUUGUUUAUCAUUAUCACUGAUCAUUUUUACACAUUAAUCUCAACUCUAAAAUGUCUUAACAAUUAAAUAAAUUGGUAAAAUAAACAUUAA